AUGGAUAAUUCACUAGUAGCUGAGGAUUUUAGCGAAUGGGAACAAGUUCAAACACCAAUUCCUGAAACCCUCCCUGCAAAUCACCCUUCAUGGGAAUCCAACGCCGUCGUUGUUGGAAACAAUUGCAAUGUUCACCAUCACUGCUUCUCCGACGUUUUUCCUCCUCCUACCCACCACAACCAUCGAGUUUCACAACUUCCUCAUCCAUCGGACCUUGUUCAAGCUCCUCCUCACCGACCCAAUUCCAUUUCCCCAUCGCCAUCGUCUUCGUCGUUGUCGACGAGCUCUGGAUCCGACGACGACGACGCUCGAGACUGUAAGAAGCCAUGGUUAGCUUCACCACUGCUUGCGGCGAAUGAAGUUGGGAAGCGUUUGAGGCUGCGUUUCGGGGUUAUAAGCGCUGAAGUCCUUCGGUUGGUUUCCAAGGCCAGUGAUUACAAAUUGAGUCCCGGAGGUUUUUGGGCGAUUGCGUCGAUAAUGACCGGAGCGGUGACGGUGGCGAUGCUCUCGUUAUUGUACGCGAGGUUGUUGAAGCGUUGGCGUCAAAGAGUUUAUCACCAUGACAAGGAGCGUCUGGUUUUUCUCCUUCGACAGAAAGACGAGAAAAUCAGGGAGCUGUUGCUUCAGGUAGCACAAAUGAAUGAAAUACUGUCAGCACGCCGUAGAGUUCCAGUGCACCGAAUUGGUUGAUUGAUUAUAUCUCUCUGUCGCUGAUCCAUUGCCUGGUUGUACUAAAGAGAUAUAUACAUGUAUCAUUUUGUUGAUUUUUCUUUUUAACCUAUAAAGAGGAUAUUGAUAUUGAUGAAAAGAGCAAAUUUAUAUUGGUGACUAUAUUAUAUUUAGUUCCGGGAAAUUCGAUAUAAAUUUAUCAGUUUGUAACA
Messenger RNA from Ziziphus jujuba (common jujube), 881 nucleotides. RefSeq lists its product as uncharacterized. Bases 1 to 690 code for a protein of 229 amino acids. The transcript is spliced from 2 exons. NCBI's taxonomy places the organism in Eukaryota, Viridiplantae, Streptophyta, Magnoliopsida, Rosales, Rhamnaceae. The record is from RefSeq and is a predicted model, not a curated record.